AUGAGUCGGGAGGACUUGGAAAAAUGUUUGGUGGAGGACAAGAGCGGGGUCACUCUCACUCCUCUGCAGUACGACAAGGACGACGAUGUGCAUGCCCAGUUUUUGACGUGUGUGGCCAACCUGCGAGCACAGAACUACGGAAUCGAACCGACGACGGUCUACAAUGCUCGAUUCGUGUCGGGGAAAAUAGUCCCGGCAAUGGCGACAACCACUUCUCUGGUGGUGGGAUUGGUGUGCCUGGAGUUGUACAAGAUUGUGCAGAACAUGACUGACUUGGAGUCCUACUCGAGCAUAUUCGUGGACACGACUGUCAACCAGUUGCUCAAGUGCACUCCAAUCAAGUGUCCUGUCUCCAAGGUUGCCUUCUUUGUUCAUUCUUAG
Molecule: messenger RNA, 381 nt
Organism: Octopus sinensis (East Asian common octopus)
Lineage: Eukaryota; Metazoa; Mollusca; Cephalopoda; Octopoda; Octopodidae
Product: ubiquitin-activating enzyme E1 1-like
Exons: 1
Coding region: 1-381 (126 amino acids)
Molecular function (GO): ubiquitin-like modifier activating enzyme activity
Source: RefSeq, a predicted model, not a curated record